AUGGAAAAAUGUAAUUCAUUUGUAUCAGGAAGUUAGGAUAAAUCUUUAAGAAUUUGGAAAUGGAAUAUGGAUUCUAAUAAAUAUAUAUGUACUUAAAUUUUGAAUGGGAAGAUGGAAUAGUAAUUUGUUACUAUUAAUAAGAAUGAAGAUUAAAUUGUAAUAGGUGGAGAGAAUCAAGUUUCUUUUUGGAAAUUGACUAAUUUAUAAUGGUCAAAUUUUUAAAUAUUAAAUUUUGGUAAUUAUUACAUUUUAGGUCUAAAUUUGAGUCCAUCCUAAUAAAAAUUAGUUACUUGUUUAAAUAAUAACAAAAUAAUUAUUAUUUAAUAAUAAAUCAAAAAUACUUAAACAAUUUGGGAGGUUUAGUCUGAAAUUUAUGUAACUAAUUAUGGAUAUUCUUUAUUUUUUCGUAAUGAUGAUCUCAUAGCUUUCUAACCUAUUGAUAAAUCGUAGAUUAUUAUAUUUUAAUUGGAUUGUAAUGGUAUAUUUUAAUUUAAAACAAAAAUAAACUUUAAUGAGGAUGAUCGUUUUUGCUAAAUUGAAUUUCCGUUCUUUUAUAAUGAAAACAAAAAUAUUUUUGUUGUUAAAGUUAGAUAUAGUGUGUAUUUUGUUGUUAUUUAAGACAAUUUAUAAUUAUAAUUGUAUCAAAAAACAUCAUUUAGUAAUUAUAAUAUAUUAGGAGUGAUGAGUAAAAAUGGAUAAUAAUUCAUUUCAUGGGAUUAUGGUAACAAAUUAUUACAAAUUCGACAAUUUUAAAGUUAUUGUUUUUAACCUGAAAAAAUUUGA
Molecule: messenger RNA, 783 nt
Organism: Paramecium sonneborni
Lineage: Eukaryota; Ciliophora; Oligohymenophorea; Peniculida; Parameciidae
Source: the annotation of a GenBank genome assembly